GUCGGAUAUGCCUUGCGCUCGCGUGCGUGUCGCGGUACUCCUCGCCGCGUCGCUGCUCGCGAGGGCCGCCGUCGCGGAGAGGCUGCUCCGCGAGGGGCGCGGGCGGCAGCGGGCGGCUCCCGCGGUGGGCCUGCCGUUCCGCCAGCGGCUCGAGAACUACGAGGAGGUGCAGUACCACGGCUCGCUGCAGCUCGGCGGCCCUGGCGCGGGGCAUCCGCGCCAUCUACGACACGGGUUCUUUCGACAUCCUGGUGGUCUCAACCAGGUGCCCGCAGUGCAGGGGUGCCGUCUACAACCCCGGCGCCUCGCCGACCUUCCACGCGUACGGCGGAGACGUCGUGGAGCACAGCUUCGGCUCGGGGCCCACAGAGUCCGCCCUGGGGUCGGAGGUGGUCAAGAUCGGCCCGCUGGUUGCCCAGAACCAGACGAUCCACGAGAUCCUGAAGCACGACAUGCCCGUCCUGGAGAACGCAAGCUUCGACGCCAUCGUUGGCAUCGGUCCCGAGGGGGACAGCGCCCAGCGGGCCGGGGGGUCGCUGCUGCAGAACCUGGGCAUCUCCGACCCUGCUCCAUCUGCCUGGGACGCUCCCCUGGAUCCCCCGGGUGGCUCACCUGGGGCGGCGGCGUGACCCCCGCGCAGAAGGCCAGUUCCGCCGCCCUGCGCGUGGUCGGCAGGCACCACUGGGCGGUCAGCAUGCGGAACUUGCUGCCAGACGUCGGCCUCCAGGGAGAGAGGCGGGAGGCCGCGGGCACGCUGCUGUGCGGCAGGGGCUGCGCGGCGAUUCUGGACAGCGGCACCUCGCUGAUCGCCGGGCCCAGCCACUCUCUGCAGGGCCUCUCCUACCUCCUGCCGGAGCUGCACGAGAACUGCUCGAACUUCGGAGACCUCCCGGACCUGGAGCUCGAGCUGAGCGGCCGCAGGCUGCGGCUGCCGCCGGAGGCCUACGUGUUCCGUCUGCGCGGCACCGCCCAGGAGAAGAGAGCUGCGGGGCGGCUGCUCCUCAGCCAGGUGCGCGACGCGGCGGACGAGGACACGUGCGUCCUCGGGUUUCUGCCGAUGGACCGGCACACGGACUGGGGCCCCCUGUGGGUCCUCGGGAUGCCGUUCUUCCGGCAGUUCCACGUGACCUUUGGCCUCGCCGAGAACGUCUCGGAGAGGCGCAUCUGGCUCUCCAGGGCAUCGAGCUCCUGCGGCGCCUUGCCCCUGGAGGCAAAGGACGUCGGCUCCGAGAACUCGACCUACGAGGGCGUCGGCGUGUACCCGAAGGUGGUCGUCGCGCAGCGCUGGCAGUCUCGCAGGCCGUCCAAGCCGCGGGUCAUCAGGGCCUCCUCGCUGCUUCGCUCCCGUAUCGCGGGGGACUUGUGA
Molecule: messenger RNA, 1366 nt
Organism: Prorocentrum cordatum
Lineage: Eukaryota; Dinophyceae; Prorocentrales; Prorocentraceae
Source: the annotation of a GenBank genome assembly